Colletotrichum orchidophilum is the source of this 1341-nucleotide messenger RNA. RefSeq lists its product as uncharacterized. The transcript has a single exon. NCBI's taxonomy places the organism in Eukaryota, Fungi, Ascomycota, Sordariomycetes, Glomerellales, Glomerellaceae. Bases 1 to 1341 code for a protein of 446 amino acids. The record is from RefSeq and is a predicted model, not a curated record.
AUGUCAGCAACAUCUUCAGCCCUCGGCGCAGUCUUGGGUUACCUAGGCGCCGAAGUCGCGGGCAUCAGCCUCUUCGAGCGCCUCCUAUGGCCCGAACGCUUCUACAACGCUGUCGACGCCAUCGCGCUCAUCCGUCUGGCCCUCUUCAUGCCCAUGGGCGGGCCCCUCCACCGCGCAGCCCUCAAGACGCUGGACAAGUUCCGCGAUCACGGCCUGUACAAGGGUCGUCGUCGGGGUGACAUGCUCGGCACCACCUUCUUUGCCGACAAAACGAGCCUUCACUACCUCCAUAAGACGGCGACUACCCCCGAAGGCCGGGAACUGCCCCGGGCCGUGCGGAACGGCUUCUGGAUCGAGGUCCUGAAGCACGUUGACGACCGCAUCGGCCUGGGCGGGUCUAGGGUCCGCGCCGAUGCUGAAGGCAUCGCGCGUUCGAAAGGGGAAAGUGACGAGAGAGGAGACGCCGUCAGGACGACCAGACGGAUAUACCGACUUUCUCUGGAAUUCCUGUCGCCUCAAGAAGUUGAAAUAGACACUCAGUCAACAUCCAUCGACGAAAGCUUCGGGUUCAGAACGUUGUUGGGAAUAAUCGUCUCCGAACUAUCCUCGAUUUUGCUUGCGAUGGCUUCGGGAAUCUGGUUGAAUUUCAGCAAGAACGGACAGGAUACUCCAGCGAGGUGGUUUGUUGGCUUUCUGUGCAUCCCUCUUGGUCUCAAGUUGUUCGCCGCCGCGGCACGCGUUCGACGGGAGGGCUUGAUGGACACUGAGGCCUCCCCGGCGUCGUCGACCCUUGACACGACAACUCCCUCAUCCCCAGCAAGUGAUUCUUCAAUCACCAAGAAUGACACAUAUGUUGCCUCUCCAACCCCCUGCCAAGAGGCAGAAAUAUUCGAAAUCCAGGUCCCCUCCAUCGGCUUCUUCCUCGUCUCCACGCCAUCGCCAGCCUCUCCGGCGAGCUUCCAGUUCUUCCGCCACUACGGCCACCCGAUCCGCUACAGCGCCUUCGACCGUGCUAGGGAGGUGGCCAGCAUGGCGACGGUAUACGCCUUUGUCCUCUACUUCCCGGCGGGGCUGCUGCUGCUCUCUUGGAUGAACCAGCCCAUGCAGUACCUGUGGUUGGGCCAGCAGCUGUGGAGCGUCUUGGUCAUGCAUCUCGUGCGUCUUUUCGGUUGGGAGGGCACCGCGCGGACGGAAGAGGCGGUGGCGGCCGCCCUGGUUCGAGACUUUAAGGUCGUGCUGGCUGGGGGCAAUGCGGGUGUCAAGGCUACGCUACUGAUGGAGGAGGUCACGUCGGUCAAGGAGGGGAGGAAGAGGGUACAUGAAAUUUUGGAAGGAUUUUAG